AUGGCUGCUUUUGUCACACAUCAAAUUAUGGGUACAGCCCUUGAGACUACCGAGAGAUAUACAGGCCUGCAAGCACAAGGCAUUGGUGCCUCUGGUGUUAUCUGUUCAGCGCAUGAUUCAAUGACCAACCAAACGGUUGCCAUUAAAAAGAUAGGAAAGCCCUUUCACAGCACGGCCGUGGCCAAGCGCACGUAUCGCGAAGCCCAUCUUUUGAAUAACCUAAGACAUGACAAUUUGAUCAACAUGACCGAUAUCUUCAUCUCGCCAGCGGAAGACAUUUACAUUGUGACCGACUGUAUUAGGACCGACCUUCAUUGCCUGAUUCAAUCAACCGCAAGACCACUAGAGGAUAAGUUCGUUCAAUUCUUCACCUACCAAAUGCUGCGAGGGUUGAAAUAUAUUCAUUCGGCUGGUGUCAUCCAUCGUGAUCUCAAACCCGGCAACAUCCUGGUCAACGAAAACUGUGACUUGAAGAUUUGUGACUUCGGACUCGCUCGCGAACAAGAUCAUCAGAUGACUGGCUAUGUCUCUACACGAUACUAUCGAGCCCCAGAGAUCAUGUUAACGUGGCAACGAUACAGCUACGCAGUGGACAUUUGGAGUGUUGGCUGUAUUGUAGCAGAGAUGCUCACUGGAAGGGUCCUGUUGCCUGGAAACGACCAUGUGGAUCAAUUCAGAAAGACUGCUGCGAUCUUCGGCAAACCACCCAAGGAGGUUAUGGAGAAAGUGUACAGCAGGACCACAACACAAUUCGUGGAGUCAUUACCUUACACGGAAUAUCAGGGCCUGCAAAAGACCUUGGGUGACAUUAACCCUCAAGCUCUUGAUCUAUUGGAGAAAAUGCUCGAUGUAGACCCAGGAAAGAGAAUCACGGCGGUGGAUGCCCUAACCCAUCCAUACCUCUCGUCCUACCAUGACCCCAGCGAUGAACCUGAGUGCGAGAAGAGAAUCAAUUGGUCUCUCCUGGAUUCAGAAAUGACACCAGAUGAAUGGAAGACCAGGAUGUAUUUCGAAGUUCUGAAUUACCACCGUGGCUCUGGCGGGUGGGAAGACAAUAAUCCUGACGCUCACGAGGGAGCUAUUGGGAAUUGGUUGCGUGAUGAGAUGUCAGUGGAGACGUAUUAA
Messenger RNA from Penicillium bovifimosum, 1125 nucleotides. RefSeq lists its product as uncharacterized. Bases 1 to 1125 code for a protein of 374 amino acids. Gene Ontology annotation, cellular component: nucleus; cytoplasm. Gene Ontology annotation, molecular function: MAP kinase activity; ATP binding. The transcript is spliced from 8 exons. Lineage: Eukaryota; Fungi; Ascomycota; Eurotiomycetes; Eurotiales; Aspergillaceae. The record is from RefSeq and is a predicted model, not a curated record. Gene Ontology annotation, biological process: cellular response to oxidative stress; osmosensory signaling pathway; stress-activated MAPK cascade.